AUGCGACUCUCGACCUGUAACAACGACGAUACCCUAGGCCCCAGUGUAUCGGGCUGCCGAGGCGACUUCGACUUCACCAUCAAAUUUGAGCAGCUUGUUUUCUCUAUUGUUCCUUCAGCACUCCUCAUCGUCGCCGUCGUUGGGAGAGCAGCAUGGUCUGUUCGGAAGCCUGUCAUUGUCCAUGCUCCGACAUUCCUGUCUAUAAAGCUUGGAGCUAUCGUACUAUAUGCGUUGCUCAAGUUUGUGCUGCUCAUCCUGGUAGCAACCGGUCCCCUUGUCAAAACACAUGCCUCCAUCGCCUCCAAUAUCUUGCAACUGUUGGCGGCAACGGCGAUGUUCACCCUCUCGUUUCUCGACCACGGGCGGUCGGCAAGACCUUCGGUGCUGUUGAGCAGCUACCUCUUUUUCACGCUGCUUCCCGAUAUCGCUCAAACUCGCACGUUCUGGCUUGUUGCAGACACCGAGCAUGACGCGGCGCAUGCCGGUGUCUUCACCGCUUCAAUGUUACUGAAGGUCUUCAUGCUUUUCGUCGAAGCUCAACAAAAAACUAAGUGGGUGAACUGGGGUACUGAAGAGUUGCACAGCCCCGAAGAGACCAGUGGUAUAUACAGUCUUGGACUCUAUUUUUGGCUAAAUAACCUUUUCUUUAGCGGUUACAGAAAGGUCCUGCACAUGGAAGAUCUGUAUCCUCUGGAUCGUGCCAUUGCCGGUGCAAACCUCUACAGACGGUUUCAAAUACACGCCGACUACACCAAAAUGAAGGGUACUGCGUAUGGCUUGGCUAAGGCGGUGGCUCGAACACUGCUAGUUCCAAUGCUGUUACCAAUUCCCCCCCGAAUUGGCUUGAUCUUCUUCAAAUUUUGCCAACCAUUUCUGAUCAACUCCAUUCUUGAGGUUAUCUCCGGGCAGUCGACCCAAGAGACUGUCAAUUAUGGAUACGGUUUCAUCGGAGCCACUGCGCUCAUAUACUCUGGACUUGCCGUAUCUACAGCUCUUUACUGGUAUUUUCACUUCCGAUCGCUUCAAAUGGCUCGUGGUAUUCUCAUUACCGCCAUUUACACCAAAACUACAGAAGCACAGGUUGGGAUAGGAGAUUCGAGCGCGCCUGUGACCCUGAUGAGUGUCGAUAUUGAACGCAUCAAUUUCGGUUUCCAGUCCCUUCAUGAGGUAUGGGCUGCCGGCAUAGAGGUCGGUCUAGCUAGCUAUCUACUCUACAAUGAACUUGGGAUCGCGUUCGUUGCUCCCAUCGUAACUCUGAUCAUCUGCUUCUUGGUCAUGUCUGUACUGGUCAAAUAUACGGGUAAAGCACAAAAGAGCUGGAUGACUCGGGUCCAGAAGCGUGUCGGCCUGACUGCCACCGUCAUCGCAAACAUGAAAAACGUGAAAAUUGCUGGAUUGGCGGGGCCCAUCUUCGAUUCUAUCCAAAAAAAUCGGGUCGACGAGUUAAAAGGGAGCAGUCGCGUCCGCCAAUUGGCUUUAAUGGGCAUCAUCGUCUCCUGGGCCCCCUUCCUCAUUUCUCCCGUCAUCACCUUUGCUCUCAGUGAGCGUUCCCUGGACACCGCAAGAGUGUUUACUGCUCUAUCAUAUCUCGUCCUCCUGGCAACUCCUCUCACCGUGGUCCUCAAGGUCGGUCCUCAGAUGGCCUCUGGAUUCGCGUGUUUGAGUCGUAUGCAAGCUCAUCUGGAGCGCAACAGCCGAGACGACUUCCGGGUGGUCCCGCUCAACAGCACAGCGCCAGUGGAAAAGGAGCUCUGCAUAGUUUCACCUUCGAAUAACGAUGACAAGAUCCGCCCAGGCUCUGCCAUUGUGGUUACUGAAGCGACUUUUGGAUGGGAAGAGGGGAAAGCGGUCCUCACUGACAUAAACAUCUGCAUUCCCAGAUCCUCUCUUACCAUGGUCGUCGGGCCGAUCGGGUCUGGGAAAUCUACUUUGUGCAAGGCGCUUUUGGGAGAAAUCCCUUACCAUCGAGGCCAAGUCGCUUGGACCAACGGAAUCGGCCGAGUGGGUUAUUGCGAUCAAGCACCCUUUUUGUCAAAUUGCUCAAUUCGGGACAACAUUGUCGGCUUUUCGCCGUUCGAUGAGGAAAGAUAUGCUAGCGUCAUCAGCGCGGCAAUGCUUGAGGCCGACUUUGAAAUACUGCCGCGAGGCGACAGCACAAAGAUUGGCAGCAACGGAAUCAUUCUCUCCGGAGGCCAACGACAACGCAUUUCAUUGGCUCGGGCUUUGUACUUGCAAACGGACAUGCUUAUCUUCGACGACGUGCUCAGAGGGCUUGACGCUGACACCGAAGAGCAAGUCUUUAAGCGUGUCUUUGGCACCAAUGGCAUCAUUCGAAGUCGUCAAGCCACUGCAGUACUCUGUACACACUCUGUCCGACACUUACCAUCCGCUAAUAAGAUCAUCGCUCUAAACACUCAAGGCACUGUCACUGAGCAAGGCUCCUUUGAGGAACUGGUUGCGAAUGGCAAGUACAUCCAUAGACUUGGUGUGAAAGCCACGGAGAACGACACAAUCGGCGAAUCAACCGAGACUGAAGAAUCAUACCAGCAUUCUGGACUCACGGCUUCGCGGCGGAAAGCAAUCACAAUAUCUACAAAUGACCCUGACGUACCAGACAUAGCACGACAACAAGGAGAUCGAAGGGUUUACAAACACUACUUCAAGAGCAUGGGUUAUCUCGUCGCCACCAUUCAGAUGGUUCUGACCGCUCUGUUCGGCUUUUUUUACAAUUUUCCCACUAUCUGGCUCAAGUAUUGGAGUGAUUCCGCGUCCUCGGCGCACCCGUCGCACUGUUCGGGAUACUAUGUCGGCAUAUACGGCUUGCUCAAUAUUUGUUGUCUGCUCUCUAUGGUUGUCCUUGCAUAUCUUGUAUGGGUGCUUGCUGUCAGAAGGGCUGGAGCUAACCUGCACCGCGAGGUGUUGCGCACGCUGACCCGUGCCCCUCUCCGAUUUUUGACCACGACUGAUCAAGGCGUGAUCACGAACCUGUUCUCACAGGAUCUCAACCUGGUUGAUACUGAACUGCCUAAUGCCUUACUAAACACUUUGUAUAACCUUACUAUUGCUGUCGGACAGGCUGCUGUCAUGAUUACUGCUACAGCCUACAUCGUUGCAAGCUAUCCCUUCAUCAUAGCUUUGAUGUGGUUGAUUCAGAAGCUCUACCUCCGGACCUCCAGACAGAUGAGGAUGCUGGAUCUCGAAGCAAAGAGUCCUUUAUACACCCACUUCCUGGAUACAACUAAAGGAAUUGUAACGCUCCGUGCGUUUGGUUUCAUCUCCAACGACCGAGCAAAGAAUAUGAAUUUGCUUGACGACUCGCAGCGACCGGCUUAUCUGCUCUUCAUGCUACAGCAAUGGCUUACACUAGUUCUUAAUUUCAUCGUCAUGGCACUGGCAGUCCUUCUCGUCAGCCUUGCUGUAAAUCUACAUCACAACUCAGGCUUCACCGGAGCAUCAUUGGUCACGCUAAUGAGCUUCGGGGAUUUUCUCUCGAGCAUUGUGAUGCAGUGGACGAAGCUCGAAACUUCAAUUGGUGCCAUUGCGAGGUUACAAACUUUCAAUAACACGGUCGCUCCUGAAGACAGGAUGGAAGAGACCAUCAUUCCAGGCGAGGAGUGGCCAACGAACGGCCAAAUUGACCUGCGAGAAGUCUCGGCUACUUAUGAUGACCCCAGAGGAUGUGGAGAGGUACCCAACCUCGUGAUCAACAAAGUCAGUCUCUUCAUCGCACCCGGGGAGAAGGUUGCCAUUUGCGGACGUACCGGCAGUGGAAAGUCCAGUAUGUUCGCUCUACUGCUCAAGCUGCUCGACCCCUGCGAAGGUACCCCUGGACGAAUCUACAUAGACGGCACGCCGCUUCAUCUCAUUGACCGUACAACUUUGCGUCUCCGUAUUAUAGCGAUCCCUCAGGAAGCCUUGUCUCUGCCGGGCGGUGCCACUUUCAGGCAGAACCUGGAUCCAUUCGACAGGGCCCACACAGAUGAAUGCUGUGCCGUCCUGAAAACGGUCGACCUAUGGUCGCUGAUCCAAAGCCGAGGCGGGCUGGACACGGCGAUGACGUCCGACACGUUCUCGCAGGGGCAACGCCAGCUGUUCUCUUUAGCGUAUGCGGUCCUCCGGCGGAGGAUGCGCUCUCGACUCCUCGGAGCCGGUGGUGUCGGCUCUGAGGGCGGCAUCCUUUUGCUGGACGAAGUUACGUCUUCCGUCGAUCAGGACACGGAACGAGUAAUGCAGGAGAUUAUUGCAACUGAGUUCCAAGAUUACACCGUCGUCGCCGUGAGCCACCGUCUCAGCACGAUCAUGGACUUUGACAGAGUUGCGGUCAUGGACCACGGCGAGAUUGUCGAGGUCGGCAACCCCAGGACACUGGUCGAAACCGAGAAUACAAGGUUCGGCAACCUGUGGAAAUCCGGAGGGAGCUAG
Fonsecaea erecta is the source of this 4422-nucleotide messenger RNA. Its product is annotated as ABC transporter. The record is from RefSeq and is a predicted model, not a curated record. The transcript has 6 exons. NCBI's taxonomy places the organism in Eukaryota, Fungi, Ascomycota, Eurotiomycetes, Chaetothyriales, Herpotrichiellaceae. Gene Ontology annotation, biological process: transmembrane transport. Bases 1 to 4422 code for a protein of 1473 amino acids. Gene Ontology annotation, cellular component: membrane. Gene Ontology annotation, molecular function: ATP hydrolysis activity; ABC-type transporter activity; ATP binding.